This is a messenger RNA of Boleophthalmus pectinirostris (great blue-spotted mudskipper), 3226 nucleotides long. It is a transcript of the gene cntn1b, whose product is annotated as contactin 1b. The record is from RefSeq and is a predicted model, not a curated record. Gene Ontology annotation, biological process: cell-cell adhesion; brain development. Lineage: Eukaryota; Metazoa; Chordata; Actinopteri; Gobiiformes; Gobiidae. The transcript is spliced from 22 exons. Gene Ontology annotation, molecular function: cell-cell adhesion mediator activity. The coding region runs from base 36 to 3158 and encodes 1040 amino acids.
CUCUCAGAUUGGCUUUAGUUUCACUCCUCACUGACAUGGCAUCCAUAGUCUUUCUGUCAUUGGCCCUCACCUCUUCAUUAUCAUUUACAGUGGGAGUCCUGUUCAAUGAGCCGAGGAUAUUUGGAGAUGAUGCCACUGGUUAUGGGCCCAUCUUUGAGGAGGAGCCGGUGGAUGUGGUUUACACUGAGGACUCUCCAGAUGGAAGGAUCUCCAUGAACUGCAGAGCCAGAGCCAAUCCUCCAGCCUCCUACAGAUGGCGGCGUGAUAACUGGGAGAUCAAACUGAUGGAGCAGCCUGAUGAGCACUACAGUCUGGUCGGAGGAAACUUGGUCAUAAACAACCCACGACAGAAGAAGCAUGCUGGGACCUACAUCUGUGUGGCCAAGAACAUCUACGGCACCGUCAUCAGCAAAGAGGCUCGCGUCAAGUUUGGAUAUUUAGAAGAGUUUCCUGAGGAGGAGAGAGAACCAGUGUAUGUAAAAGAAGGACAAGGUGCUGUUCUGCUCUGUGUCCCUCCAAAAGCCUACCCACAGGAGGUGACGUACCGCUGGAUCUACAACGAGUUCCCGGUCUUCCUCCCCACAGACAACCGCAGAUUUGUGUCACAGAAAACAGGAAACCUCUACAUCGCCAAAGUGGAGGCCCAUGACGCUGGGAAUUACUCGUGCUUUGUCUCCAGCCCCACCAUCGGAAAGAGCGUCUUCUCCAAAUUCAUCCCCCUCAUUCCUCUACCACCAGAAGAGGAGAGAAAGUACCCAGCCGACAUCAGGGUGAAAUUUCCAGACACCACUGCCAUGCUGGCCUCUAAUAUCACUCUGGAAUGCUUUGCUCUUGGAAAUCCGAUCCCUCAUAUUGUGUGGAGGAAGGUGGACGCUACAGACCUGCCCGCCAACCAUGAGAUCAGUGAAUCGGGGGCUGUCCUUCACCUUUACAAUGUGCAGUAUGAAGAUGUGGGAGGCUAUGACUGUGAGGCCAUAAACACCAAAGGAAAGGACUAUCAUAAAGCCUGGCUCUACGUCGAGUCUGCUCCUGAAUGGGCCGAAACCAUCAACAACACUCAGAAAGACAUUGGGUCAGAGCACACCAUGCGCUGUGUGGCUGCUGGAAAACCCUACCCUUUUAUCCGCUGGUACAAGGAUGGAUACAUGUAUGGAAAAGGAGAGCUGAAGUUUUCCAGUCUGACCUUUGACGACUCCGGGAUGUAUCAGUGCAUUGCUGAAAACUACUGGGGGAUUAAAUAUGCAAAUGCUGAGCUGAGGGUGAUUGCCUGCGCCCCGACAUUUGAAUUUAACCCAGUGAAGAAGCAGCUGUUGGGGGCUAAAGAUGGCCGCGUGUUGAUCGAGUGUAAACCCAGAGCGGCCCCCAGACCUCGCUUCACCUGGACCAAGGGCAAAGAACUGCUCUUCAACAACUCACGUAUUUCUAUCAUGUUCGAUGGGACUCUGGAGAUUCUGAACGCAACUAAAAAUGAUGAGGGAUUCUACACCUGCUUCGCUGAAAACGACAGAGGAAAAGGCAACAGCACUGGAUAUCUCACUAUCACAGAGGCCACGAGUUUGACGGUGGUGCCUGAGGACUCAGAUGUGCGUGUGGGGGAUGACAUCAUACUGAGAUGUGCUGCUUCAUACGACCCCAUGUUGGACAUCACCUUCAUCUGGUCCAUAGACUUCAGGGUCAUUGACUUCAGCCUGGAGUGGCAGCACUACGAACGUGUCAUGGCAGAGGAUGGAGUUGGAGACCUGAGGAUAAAGAAUGCCCAGGUGUGGCAUAGGGGGCGCUAUACCUGCACAGCACAGACAGUGGUCGACAGUGACUCUGCGUAUGCUGAUCUCAAAAUUGUUGGUAAACCGGGGCCUCCAGGUGUGAUCAGAAUCGAGGAGAUUGGAGACAGUUAUGUGAAGCUGGUGUGGACCAAAGGAGCAGAACAUAACAGCCCAAUCACACACUACACUGUCCAGACCAGGUUCUUCUGGGCUCUGUAUGACGAUGACUGGAGGAACGCCAGCACAUCCCCUACAGUGAUUGACGGCUCUAUGGAGAAGGCUGAUGUGACAGACCUGUACCCCUGGAUGGAGUACCAGUUUAGGAUCAUAGCCCACAAUGAGUAUGGAGCCGGAGAGGCCAGCAUCCCCUCACUCAAGAUCAAGACCUGGGACGCACCUCCUGUUGUGUCCCCUACGGAUGUUGCUGGUUAUGGAGGAAGAAACGGAGAGAUUGUCAUUACAUGGACACCUGUGCAGCCCUGGUACUUCUAUGGAAAGAAGUUUGGCUACAUCUUGGCGUAUAAACCUCACAAUGCGUAUGACUGGUGGUACGAGACGAUCUCAGACCCAGAGACCAGGAGGCACGUGCACAGAGACUCCUACUUUAUUCCCACAGAUGAGGACUUCCAAGUGAGAGAGUUCCAGGUCAAAAUCAAGUGUUUUAAUGUGAAAGGAAGCGGCCCCUACAGCCUCACUAAGAUCAUUUACUAUCCACGAGAUGUCCCAAUAGAGCCUCCGACAGACGUGUACGCCCGGCCAGUCUCCUCCACAGAGGCGCUGGUGUGGUGGCUCCCGGUGGUGGACACAGGGACCGGCCUGCAGCAGUACAUCGAGGGGUAUCAGGUGAAAUACUGGAGGAAGUACGAUGACCCAGAGCCAGGGGCCAAUCGAAUAUUUGUCCCGGCCCACGUCAACCAAACCAGACUGGAGAAUAUGCUGCCAGACUCCCACUAUCUCAUCGAGGUCCGAGCGUUCAAUGGAGCAGGACUGGGACCACCGGGCGAGCACUGUGAGAUGUUCACCAAGAGAGCACCACCUCCCGAGGCUCCCAGAGUGUGGCGCUGGAUCUCCUGGACUGGGAUGUGGCUGUACGUGUGGUGGGAUCACGUCACUUAUGACAUUUUUGGAAACUAUUCCUUCCCUCUCUAUUACAAGGUUUUGUUCAGAAAGACAGGCUACAUCUAUGGGAAAGUGUACGUUACAGGUUGGCACUUCAUGGACUUCCCCAUGCCUCAGCUCGGAGACUACGAGCUGUUGGUGCGUGGACGAUACGAAGGAGGAGACGGCCCUGUCAGAAUGAUUCAUCUGUUAGGUGCAGCUACCAUGACGACUCCCACUUUGAGCAUGGUACCUUUGUUGCUCUUGGCCCUGUGCAUUGUGGGAUUGCAAAUUUAAACCUGCUUCACCUUUCCCUCCACUGUAAUAUAAUUAACUCUGGGACAUGCUCAAAAGCCUUCACAUUU